CAUGAAGGUUCACCUGUUUGGUGCAGCUUCUUCACCUGGUUGUGCCAAUUUUGGUUUAAAACAUCUAGCCACACAAGGUGAGGGAAAGUUCUCUCCAGACACAGUAAAGUUCAUUCAAAGAAACUUUUAUGUAGAUGAUGGACUUGUAAGUGUUACAUCAGAAGCAGAAGCAAUAAAACUAGUCAAAGAAGCAAGAGAGCUGUGUAACACAGCUAAACUAAGAUUACACAAGUUUGUAUCAAACAGUGAAAAUGUGUUAAAAUCACUGCCCAGAGAGGAGUGUGCUGAUAGUAUUAAAGAUUUGGAUCUAGCACUUGGAGAGCCACUGAUGGAAAGAGCACUUGGUGUUCAGUGGUGCAUCUCUUCUGAUGAGUUUCAAUUUAGAAUAAAAGUCAAAGAGCACCCAAUGACAAGAAGAGGAAUCCUGUGCACAGUAGCAUCAGUGUAUGAUCCACUGGGAUUUGUGGCACCCUUCAUUCUAAAAGGAAAACAAAUCCUACAACAGUUAUGUCAAGAGAAAGUCGGAUGGGACGAGCCUCUUUCAGAUCAGCUCUACAGAGAGUGGGAAUCCUGGCUCCUAGAUCUUCAAAACUUGUCAAAGGUGAGAAUCCAAAGAUGUAUGCUACCUGAAAACACAGAUAUCACACAGUGUGAUUUACACAGUUUUUCAGAUGCCAGUUUGACAGGCUAUGGACAAUGUAGCUAUUUAAGAACAGUCACAUCCAAAGGGGAUGUUCAUUGUGCACUAGUCAUGGGAAAGGCACGUGUUGCCCCAACCAAAGUCACUACUGUCCCUAGACUUGAAUUGACAGCUGCAGUAGUUGCAGCAAGAACAAGUGUAAUGCUAAAAAGUGAACUGGAAAUCAGCAAUCUUCAAGAAUAUUUCUGGACAGAUUCCAAAGUGGUGUUAGGAUAUGUGAACAAUGAUGCCAAAAGAUUUCAUGUGUUUGUGGCAAAUAGGAUUCAAAGGAUAAGGUCACUCACAGAUCCACAUCAGUGGCAUCAUGUACCAUCUGAAAAUAAUCCUGCAGACCAUGCAUCAAGAGGACUAAGUGUCCAACAGCUACUCAAAUCUAACUGGUUUAAAGGACCAGAGUUUUUGUGGCAAAGUGAGUUACCCAUCGAAACUGACAAGGUUGUUGAAGUUUUUCCUAAUGAUCGAGAGCUAAAAACAGUACAUGUGCUCAAAACAGAAGUACAAGAAAGGAGAACAAUACUUGAUCGUCUCAAUAAAUUUUCUGACUGGAGAAGAGCUGUUAAAGCUAUUGCUCGUCUAAGGAAAUUUGUGAGAGAUUUUAAAGGAGACACACAAGCAAAAGGUGGAAACACAUGUGUUGAGGACAGACGAGAAGCAGAACUAUUCAUAAUAAAACUUGCACAAGAAAACACCUUCAGUAAGGAAAUCAAGGACUUAACCCAAGGAAAAGACAUCCAACUCAAGGAUAAGACACACAGGCUGCAUAGCUUAAACCCAUUUGUUGAUGAGCAAGGAGUACUCAGGGUGGGAGGACGUUUAACAAGAGCAAGUCUGCACCCAUACAUCAAACAUCCUGCCAUUAUUCCCAAAUCAAGUAAUGUGUCAUCUUUACUGAUUAAACACUUCCAUGAAAAGAUGCAGCAUCAAGGAAGAGGAAUUACUGUCAACGAGCUGCGUUCCAAUGGACUGUGGAUCACAGGAUGCAGCAGUGCAGUUGCUUCACACAUCUACAAGUGCACAACCUGCAGAAAGUACAGGAGGCAUACACAAGAUCAACAGAUGUCAGAUCUACCAGAGGACAGAAUGGAAACAACCCCCCCAUUCUCUUACUGUGGUGUUGACUGUUUUGGACCUUUUUAUGUAAAAGAAGGCAGAAAAGAACUAAAAAGAUAUGGUCUUUUGUUUACAUGUAUGUGUUCCAGGGCAAUACAUAUUGAAAUGUUAGAUGACCUUACUACUGAUGCUUUUAUUAAUGCAUUGCGUUGUUUUAUUUCUAUUCGUGGACAUAUAAGACAAAUCAGAUGUGACCAAGGAACAAAUUUUGUCGGUGCUAAGGGAGAGUUUUUGAAUGCACUGAAGGACUGUGACAAAGAACAGUUGAAACAAUAUGGAUGUGAGUUUGUUCUGAACACCCCAUCCUCAAGUCACAUGGGAGGUGUUUGGGAGAGGCAGAUUAGGACUGUCAGAAGCGUUUUAACUGCUAUUCUGGAUAAAACUUAUAAGAGACUCGAUAGUUCUUCCCUCAGAACGUUUCUGUAUGAGGUGAUGGCUAUUGUGAAUAGCAGGCCGCUAACAGUAGAAAACCUAAGUGAUCCAAGUUCAGAGCCUCUCACACCAAAUCAUAUUCUCAUGAUGAAGUCCAGUGUUAUUCUGCCUCCUCCUGGUGAAUUUGUAAGCCAGGACUUGUACCUGAGAAAGAGGUGGCGCCAAGUUCAGUUUUUAGCUAAUAAAUUCUGGACAAGGUGGAAGAAAGAAUACCUUCUUAAUCUUCAACAGAGACAAAUCUGGCAAAGAAACAAGAGAAAUGCAAAGGUAAACGACAUUGUUAUUCUUCAAGAGGACAAUUCUCCAAGGAACAAGUGGAAACUGGCAAGAGUAACAGAAGUAUAUACAAGCGCAGAUGGAAGGAUCAGGAAGGUGAAGCUGUUACUAAGUGACUCGACCUUGGAUAAGGAUGGAAAAAGGACUGUCAAGCCAGUGUAUCUUGAUAGACCAGUUCAUAAAACUGUGUUGUUACUGGAAGCAGAGUAAAUGUUAAAAUGUAAAUAUAUUCCUAUUUAAUGUUGUAUGUUAUUUGAAAUCACCAUAGGUUUGUGAUUUGGUGGGAGUUUUACUGCCAAAGUUUUAAUUUACAGAUUUUAUUUUGUAUUAUUUAUAGUUUUUUGUUAAGACUCUUAUUUUGAAGGUUUAAGGUAGGAAGUAGAUGUAGAAGCGUCUGGUUACCAGGUUACCAGAGACGCUUGCGAUAUAACAGCAUCGCGUUGGCAAGCAGAUGAAGAAACAUGAUUUAAGUGUAAGAAUUUACUGAAUGACCUCAUUUCUACCUCAAAAGAAAGGGUUAGCCAGCGAGUUCGACGGUGGUGUUGGUGUCAGGGAAACUGAAGCUGUAAUAAGAACGUCUUUAAAGAGUUUCAUUAAAGCUGACUUCACACCAGCAGUGCGACGAACUCUUAAUUGCCAUAAAAGAAGAAGAGGUGGAA
Poeciliopsis prolifica (blackstripe livebearer) is the source of this 3177-nucleotide messenger RNA. RefSeq lists its product as uncharacterized. Gene Ontology annotation, molecular function: nucleic acid binding. Bases 2 to 2728 code for a protein of 908 amino acids. The transcript is spliced from 2 exons. Gene Ontology annotation, biological process: DNA integration. The record is from RefSeq and is a predicted model, not a curated record. NCBI's taxonomy places the organism in Eukaryota, Metazoa, Chordata, Actinopteri, Cyprinodontiformes, Poeciliidae.